UCUAGAGUUUAUUUUUUUAACCUUUGGGCUGAAAAAUAAACCGAGACAAUAAGAGGACAUUUUUUAAAUUUGACUACCUUUUGCAGGUUAUACAUUUAAGGGUUAAAGUUUUGAUUUAGGUAACUUCCCGGCGCUUACUCGGGGUAGAAAAAAAGUAUUCAAUAUGAGAAGUUGUUUUUGUGCAAAGAAUUGCACGUGUUGUGGAAGUGGUGCUUGUGAAAUAGCAUAUCGUGUCCCAGCCAGAAGUGCACAUUUAGCUUUUGGCAUAGUGAUCUCGGUAAGAAUCCUAGGAUUUAAUACGUUGGUGAAUCCUUUCUAUAGGAACGAGUGAGGAAGAAUCGUCCGACUUAAGAGAUGGAUCGUUCUACAUACUUGGCCUCAUCUUACUCAUCAUCUUCUUCCUGGAUAAUGUCAUAAUGUGGUGGGAGAGUGUGAUGCUGCUGGCCUGUUACACUGUCUAUGUGAUAUGCAUAUGCAAGUUCAAUGUUCAAAUAGAGCGUACCUUUAAGACCCUACUCUUUAAAAACAAGAAGAUUGUGAGAACUUCUCUGGAGGAACCUGAAAAGGAGGACAUGGCAGCAGGAUAUGAUGGGUCAGGGGGCUCUGAAGAUGCUGGACGGGGUGGAGGCAGCAUUCACUUUAAUAAAAGUCAAAAUGACAAAGAAGAAAAAGAAAAAGAACAGGAGAAAGAAAAUAAACCUCUCUUAAAGUGGCCUCACACACGACGUAAACAAAUCACCUACCUCUUCCUGCUGCCCAUCAUCUUCCCUCUGUGGCUCACAGUUCCAGAUGUUCGCAACGAGAAAUCCAGAAAAUUCUUUGUGGUCACCUUCCUGGUCUCUAUUCUCUGGAUUGGUGUCUUCUCCUACACCAUGGUGUGGUGGUCCCAUCAGGUGGGUGAGACCAUCGGCAUCCCAAAGGAGAUUAUGGGCCUGACGAUCCUGGCUGCAGGGACUUCCAUCCCGGACCUCAUUACCAGUGUGAUUGUGGCGCGUAAAGGCCUGGGGGACAUGGUGGUUUCCAGCUCUGUGGGUAACAACAUCUUCAACAUCACAGUGGGUCUUCCAGUGCCAUGGCUCCUGUACGCAUCCUUCAACAGUUUUGCUCCAGUGGCCGUCAGCAGCAACGGGCUCUUCUGUUCUGUCGUGCUGCUCUUCAUGAUGCUCCUCUUUUUCAUCAUCUCAAUUGCUGCCUGUAAGUGGAAGUUGAAUAAGAUGUUUGGUUUUACCAUGUUCCUGCUCUACUUUACCUUUUUGGGGCUCAGCCUGAUGUUCGAGUAUCACAUCAUCGUCUGUCCUGUUUAGUGGGUGGGAAACGGCUUAAACUAUGUUGAAUUAUGUUUGUACAAAAGCUCAUGUUAAAAUGCAUAUUUGUUUGCUUUCUAUUUUUCCUUAAUUACUCCUUGAUUUGUAGGAUUUAUUAUUUGAUGGCAAGUGUAACAGUUUAAUCUGCUAUUAGCCAAUAAUGCUAAGUGUGACUCAGUUUUUGCUGUGACCCAAGGCUGCAGAUAUUCUGUGGCCCAAAUGAAGUAAAGAUAUUUCCAGGUCCUUAUGCAGAACUAUGAUCUCAAUUAUCUUUGAAAACCUGUUGCUACACUGCGUCUUCCCAAGAACUUAGAUGUAAACUUGAAGGGAGUGUGGUCAGUUCUGUAGGGAGUUUAGAUGAGUCAUAUUUGUACCAUAUAACCACAUCGAUGUCCUAAUGGUUAAACUGAUUUCUAUGAUGUUGAUUAUUUUUGUGGAAACAUUUUUGGAAUUUCAAAUACCCUAUUGCUCCAAAAGUAAAACACAUCUACUAUAAUGCAUGCAGCCACGGAAAAAAACGAGAGACCACUUCAGCAUUAUCAUUUUCAUUUUCAUCUCAUCUUUGAGUGAAAUUAUUAUUUUGUUUUUGUUUUUGUGUUCUAUAAACUACUGACAUUUUUUCUCUGUGUUGGAAUUCAACAGAGACUGUAAUGGCUGCCAUACAUGUAGAGAUAAAGAUUUGAGAAUAAUUUGGAGGGGGUCUCUUAAUUUUUUCCGGAGCUGUAUAUACUAGAGUAGAUAUAUAUUACAUUUGUACUACUAUUUUCACAUUAAUAUUUUAUAUCAAAAAAGCUUGAAAAAAUAAUAACCAUAUACACAGAUUUACACAUUUUACUCUUAAUAAUAUAUCUUUGUAUCCUCUGCCUGAUUUUGGAACCUUCAUUUCUCUUAAAUCUGUAUUUCUUAAUUUUAUUAUUAGUUUUGUUUGUUUAAUAAAAGCACAGAAAAAAGCC
This is a messenger RNA of Eleginops maclovinus (Patagonian blennie), 2257 nucleotides long. Its product is annotated as sodium/potassium/calcium exchanger 1. Gene Ontology annotation, cellular component: plasma membrane. The record is from RefSeq and is a predicted model, not a curated record. Gene Ontology annotation, biological process: intracellular calcium ion homeostasis; calcium ion transmembrane transport. Lineage: Eukaryota; Metazoa; Chordata; Actinopteri; Perciformes; Eleginopidae. Gene Ontology annotation, molecular function: calcium, potassium:sodium antiporter activity; calcium channel activity.